UCUGCGGCUUUGACUGUAAAAUUUUGUAGAUGUCCAACUCUGUUUUCUUCUCAAAGCUUUUUGACUCCUUUGACUCAAACUUGGUCUAUAUAAGUCCCGUUGUUCUUGACUCAUUUCUCUCAUUGCUAUCUCUCUCUCUCUCUCUCUCCAACCCAUUUUAAAGAAUCUUUCUCCAUGUCUGGAAGUGAGGAAGAUGAUGUUCUUCCCCGUUUCUCCAAGGUCUUCCUCUCACAAACCGCUUCUGAAUCGAUGGCGAUUCCAGAGUCUUUCAGUGAGCAUCUUGAAGACCCACUGCCACAAACAGCUAAGCUCCAAGGCACAGGGGGUGGUGUUUGGACCGUGAGCUUCAAGAAAAUACGUGACCGUGCGUAUUUCACUUCAGGGUGGUCCAAGUUUGCAGAGGACCAUGAGCUCAAGGACGGAGAGUUCUUGACCUUUGUCUACGACGGUUCCCACACUUUUGAAGUCAGUGUCUUUGGUCUUUCCGGAUGUAAAGAGAUAAGAGCUGCUGUGGAGUCAGUCAACCUCUCUGAUGUUGAUUCUGACAAAAAAGAAGAAGAAGAAGGUGAUGAUGAUGAUCCUUCAUUCGAUGCUGGUGAAGAUGAUGAAGUCAGCCAGAGUGCUGACACUGUAUCUAAUGCUGAAGUUGUUGAAGGGUUUUCGAAUUUGGAGGUUGAGUCUAAUCCUUGCUUUACUACCACCCUCAAGAGCAGGAUCUAUGAGCUGUUGAUUCCUGCAAAGGUGGUGAAAAAACAUAAGCUUAAAUUUGGUGACCGCAUCAAGUACAUAGAUGGAGAAGGGAUCAUGCAUGGGGUUAAAGGGAAAUGGACUGAUGAUAGGAUUUUCUUCAAAGGAUGGAACAAGAUUUGUAGAAGGAACAGGCUUAAAGAGCAUGAUACUGUCCACUGUGAGAUGCUUCACAUCAGGAAAGAAGUUCACUCAAUCAAGAUCACAGUCACACGUGGUUGAAUCUUUCAUCAUCACUAGUUCAGCACCAUCACUCAUCAAUGAGUUCUAUUUUUUGUUUGUUUUAUGAGUGUUGUAGUUUCCUUGUCAGGUUUUAUCGUACUAGUUACUUUCUUUAUCCCCAAGAAACCUUGUGACCUUAUUGAUGUUUCAUGUUGUAUUUUCAAUGCUUAUCAUGCAAUGCAUCUAUACCUUUUUUA
Molecule: messenger RNA, 1166 nt
Organism: Raphanus sativus (radish)
Lineage: Eukaryota; Viridiplantae; Streptophyta; Magnoliopsida; Brassicales; Brassicaceae
Product: B3 domain-containing protein REM20-like
Exons: 4
Coding region: 175-969 (264 amino acids)
Molecular function (GO): DNA binding
Source: RefSeq, a predicted model, not a curated record